Cyprinodon variegatus (sheepshead minnow) is the source of this 3705-nucleotide messenger RNA. Its product is annotated as mitoferrin-2-like. Bases 152 to 1357 code for a protein of 401 amino acids. Gene Ontology annotation, biological process: iron import into the mitochondrion. Gene Ontology annotation, cellular component: mitochondrial membrane. The transcript has 4 exons. The record is from RefSeq and is a predicted model, not a curated record. Lineage: Eukaryota; Metazoa; Chordata; Actinopteri; Cyprinodontiformes; Cyprinodontidae. Gene Ontology annotation, molecular function: ferrous iron transmembrane transporter activity.
ACGCAAUUCCCGCAUCCCUACAGCUGCCAGUGCCGCCAAGAAUUUGGCUUAGCCGGCCCGGAGGGGGGGACGAGGUAGACAACCGGGAAGAUUACAUCAGCAGGCCGGUCGGUAUUCUCGGUUUAAACCCAUCUAUCCCCUCCUCUACAUCAUGGAAAUGGACGGUUUUGUCUCCUCGCAUUCGACCCUGGAAUCACCGACCGUCGAAAGGCGGGUCACGGGCACCAUAGCCGCCACGGGGUUUGGGAUUCUUGGCAGCAGUGUGUUGGACGCCACGGGGGGGUUCGUCGGGCCUUUUUCACCGAGAGUAACGGGCGAACCGGACUUUGCUUCGGUUUUGCACCGAACAACAACGACCGAGGCUCCGGCCUGUGUGGAGCCUGACAUGGACUAUGAAGGACUGCCUCAGGGAGCAGCUAGCAGCACACACAUGCUGGCUGGAGCUGUGGCUGGAAUCAUGGAGCACUGCCUCAUGUACCCCAUUGACUGCGUCAAGACUCGCAUGCAGAGCCUUCACCCUGAGCCAGGAGCCCGCUACCGGAACGUGAUGGACGCGCUGCGGCAGAUUGUACGGACGGAGGGGGUGUGGCGACCAAUCAGGGGGGUCAACGUACUGGCAGUGGGGGCUGGACCUGCACACGCGCUUUACUUCGCCUGCUACGAGAAAAUAAAGUUUUCCCUCAGUGAUGCAAUUCACCCUGGCACUAACAGCCACUUUGCAAACGGAGUAGCAGGCUGUGCAGCUACUGUCCUCCAUGAUGCCAUCAUGAACCCAGCUGAAGUUGUGAAGCAGCGGAUGCAGAUGUUUAACUCCCCUUACCGCGGGGUCUCAGACUGCAUCAGCUCUUUGCUGAGACAGGAGGGAGCGGCCGCCUUCUACCGCAGCUACACCACCCAGCUGACCAUGAACGUCCCGUUCCAGGCGCUGCACUUCAUGACCUACGAGUACCUGCAGGAGCUCCUGAACCCCCACAGACAGUACAAUCCUUCCUCCCACGUGGUGUCCGGCGCUCUCGCCGGAGCCCUGGCCGCCGCCGCAACCACUCCCCUCGACGUCUGCAAGACCCUCCUCAACACGCAAGAAGCUCAGGCUGUCCACGUCAUCCAGGCCGGGACCGGCGGGGCGGCGGCCGCCUCGGGUCCCGGGGCUCGCUACAUCUCCGGGCUUGGCGAGGCUUUCCGGACUGUGUACAGGAUGGGAGGCAUGCCGGCAUUCUUUAAAGGCGUCCAGGCCAGAGUCAUCUACCAGAUGCCUUCCACCGCCAUCAGCUGGUCCGUCUACGAGUUCUUCAAGUACAUCAUCACGAAGCGGCAGCACGAAAAGAGGCUGCGCGGCGAUCGGGACGUAGACAAAUGAUUGAGAGCCGUUCUCUCAUGCUGAUCACUGGUGGUGGUAAUAAAAUCUGAGCAUCUCAUUAGGUUCAAAUAGAAGGCAGGUUAUGGUUCUCAGCGUAAAAAAGUCAAAAUAGUUUUGUUUACCACAGAUGAUGUGUAACCAAGUUCAUAUAUAACACCAGGGAAGCCGACGGCGCCCUUAUGGGCUCCGAGGCCGACCUGGAAACCGCAGGAGUUUCUGACUCCAGCUAUUAUUCUACUGUUCUGUUCGACAAACAUUUCUAACUGGCUGUGAAAUAAGAUCAUGAACAUGUAUAGGACGUACUAGGUGCUGCUAUUUUCUGACCACCAGAGGGCGCAGUGUUGAGCUGCCGCUCUAGACGGAUGCAACAGAGAAUCUUAAUGUGCUGAAAACAUUCUGCUGUAUCACAGGAACAUUAGUUUGAUCCCAGAGUCUUUGUUCCCCCUUUUUUGGAAGUUUUCUGAAUGUUAUUAGAAGCUGAUAACAGGCUCCUCAGAGCAAAGGAUUAAAAAACAAAAGUCUGUUUUUAAAGGAAAAUAUUGCGAACAGAAAAAGAAGUCAGUGUGUGAAGCCAACAGGAAGACGGAUGACUGACCGCAGGCAUGGGCUGCUCAGUUCAUCUGUAUCGCGGUAUUUAAGUUAAAAUUGGCCCUACUUAGAUAAUAUAUUAGCUAUAUUAUAACAAACAUCUUCCUAUAUUCAAUGCAUAGAUUUAAGCUGCAUUAAUUUAGAUUUAGUUUUUAAAUAAUUAGGCUUAAUUUACCCUUUUUAUAAUUGGAUUUACAAAUGUCAACCUGGCUAAGUAACAUAUUGCAAUAGGGCUGUCCCAAUCUGAUAUUGAUAUCAGCAGAAAUGUUCUGCUUCAGUUUAAAGUUUCUUUAACUUAUUGGUUAAUAUCACAUGGGCUUUUGCUCUCUUUUAGUAGAAUAACUUGAUCAAAUCUUUGCUAACAUUAUACGUCACGAAAUAAGUAAUAAAAACCCGUCUGAUUCGUCUUUAUAUCACGUAGGAAAGCAGGAAACCCUUAUAUUUUCUUAAAAUAUAACCACUACCAUCUCGUUUAAAUCACAAAAUUCCAACUUUAACUGUGUAAUUACAUUCAAUUUUACCGUAAAUAGUUUAUUCCUAAUGAUUACAUAGUUACUUAGCGGACUAAUGUAUUAUAACCAUUAUUUAUUGAUUCAUGUUUUCCCUGAAUAUUACUAAAUUCCUUCCUAUUAUUGAGGAAUAAAAGCAUGAGAGCCUUUUUUUUAGCCAGCUCCCUGGCAGUGUGCAGCAGCUGCUUGUCUGGGGGCCCGUUCUCUGUUACUCCAUGCUCCAUACGGAGGACAUUAAGCACUUUUUCUGGCUACUUACGGGUUCUUUAAGCCGGGGUUUGUUAACCCAGCUCUUCAGGGCUCACCAUCCUUCAUGUUUUAGAUGCAUCUCUACUCGACUACACCGGAUUCAAACUGUUUCAUUCCUCCUCGGCAGCCAUCAAAUUCUGCAAACCUUUUCAUUCAGGUCAGGUGUUCAGAGGCAGGGAAACCCUCAUUUAAGCCAUCGUCAGAAUGUGCUUUAGAGGAUCUUGCUGGUUGGAAAUUUAGCUUCUGUUCAGAGUUCUGCGUACCUCGAUACAGGGACCGGGGCCCAUGCCUCACUGACAUCCUGGGAGGUUAGGAUCCAAUCCUUCAGGUCACAUCCUUAAGUGAAUUAUAAACACUUUAUUUCUAAAUAUAUAUAUAUAUAUAUAUUAGACAAAAAGGUGAGGAGAGUUUAUUUUUGUCAGUAUUUUUUACGUAAAGCUGCACACUACAGUAGCACUUAGGGUCAAAGGUUAUCAGAUUUAGUACAGGAGAUCUGUAAAUAAAACUGCUCACAGGAUGAGGUCAUUCCUCCUACACAUGCCUUCAGUUAGCCGCCGUACAGCUAACGCACAACUUCACAUAUCCUCCCAGAUGUAGUCCCGCUUUGAAGCCAUGAACUUUGAAGACGGGAUGUAGAACGCACAUCUGGAGAGCUUUUAUUUUGAAAGAAAUGCAUAUAAAUUUGUACAAGUUAAAAUCAAAGCAGUGCUAUAAAUCUGCAGAGCUGCUUUGCACCUUAAAAGAAAUCCUGCAGUAUUGAAACCCAUAUAUGUACGUGUCGAAGAGGUUUCCUCAUGUGAUGCUGAGUUUUAAAACUGGAAAGCCAAAGACUGAGAGCUAAAUGCAGGACAGGAAGUAGUUUGUCAGAUGAACACAAUAUAAAAUGCUUGAACAGUAUUUUGAAAGCGACGCCUGUUUUUUCUUUUGUGAAUUGUAAAUAAACUCGCUAAGGCAGCUCCUCGCAGAAGCAGGGUCUUCUCUUGGUGCUGGCUCGCCAAGCGC